Oncorhynchus keta (chum salmon) is the source of this 8544-nucleotide messenger RNA. RefSeq names its product voltage-dependent L-type calcium channel subunit alpha-1D-like. Gene Ontology annotation, cellular component: voltage-gated calcium channel complex; membrane. Bases 185 to 6550 code for a protein of 2121 amino acids. Lineage: Eukaryota; Metazoa; Chordata; Actinopteri; Salmoniformes; Salmonidae. Gene Ontology annotation, molecular function: high voltage-gated calcium channel activity. Gene Ontology annotation, biological process: calcium ion import across plasma membrane. The transcript is spliced from 47 exons. The record is from RefSeq and is a predicted model, not a curated record.
CCACGAUCCAUCAUGCGCAACACCCGGAUGUUGCAAUGCAAAGAUGCUUGUGGUGUAGGCUACUCUCUGGGGUUCUGUAGGAUUUAUGAAAUGUUGUUGUUGAACACUUUCGUUUAUUGUUACACUUUUAUAUGUUUUUUUUACUGUGUUGGAAUUAAAACGGUGUUUCAAUGUGGAGAAGAGGAUGCAAGAGGCAGAGGAACAGCCCGAAGGGGCACAGUAUGCCAGCAGCAACAGAGCCCAUCACUCUGGUGACACGUCGGCCCUCGGGUCAGAAAACCCCUCCCACCCGCAGCCCGAACCCUGCCCCCAGACCGGCACUAUCUCCUGGCAGGCCGCGAUCCAUGCUGCUCGUAACGCCCAGGGCGAGGCACCCCAGAGCAUGAGCGCCCGCCCCCCUGUCCCUGGGGCCACACCCGCCCCGGUGGGCUCACUGUCACAGAGGAAGAGGCAGCUGUAUGCCAAGAGCAAGAAGCAGGGCGGCUCCACCAACAGCAGACCGCCCAGGGCACUGUUCUGCCUCACCCUCAACAACCCCAUCCGCAGAGCCUGCAUCAGCCUGGUGGAGUGGAAACCCUUUGAUAUCUUUAUACUACUCUCUAUUUUUGCCAACUGUGUGGCCUUAGCUGUUUACAUCCCCUUCCCAGAGGACGACUCCAACUCCACCAACCACGACCUGGAAACAGUAGAAUAUGCCUUCCUAAUCAUCUUUACUAUAGAGACCUUUAUGAAGAUCAUAGCGUAUGGUUUAGUCAUGCACCAGAACUCCUACGUAAGAAACGGAUGGAACAUGCUGGAUUUUGUCAUUGUCAUAGUAGGGUUGUUCAGUGUAGUUCUGGAGGUGAUAACCAAAGAGGGCGAUGCCGGGGGCCAGGGGGGUAAACCGGGAGGCUUCGACGUCAAGGCCCUCCGAGCAUUCCGGGUGCUCCGCCCCCUCCGCCUUGUCUCAGGAGUACCCAGUUUACAGGUAGUGUUGAACUCCAUCAUUAAAGCCAUGGUUCCUCUGCUCCACAUCGCUCUGCUCGUCCUCUUCGUCAUCAUCAUCUACGCCAUCAUCGGCCUCGAACUCUUCAUCGGCAAGAUGCACGCCACCUGCUACCUGGUGGGCACCGGUAUUCUGGCCGAGGAGGAGCCUGUUCCGUGUGCGGUGUCAGGCCAUGGGCGCCAGUGCAGGAUGAAUGGGACUGUGUGUAGAGAGGGAUGGCACGGGCCCAAUGGUGGCAUCACCAACUUUGACAACUUCCUGUUUGCCAUGCUCACUGUUUUCCAGUGUAUCACCAUGGAGGGCUGGACUGAUGUUCUGUACUGGAUGAACGAUGCCAUGGGUUCUGAGCUACCCUGGGUCUACUUCGUGAGUCUGGUCAUCUUCGGUUCCUUCUUUGUUCUCAACCUGGUUCUGGGAGUGUUAAGCGGAGAGUUCUCCAAGGAGAGAGAGAAGGCCAAGGCUCGUGGAGACUUCCAGAAGCUGAGAGAGAAGCAGCAGCUGGAGGAGGAUCUGAAGGGCUACCUGGACUGGAUCACUCAGGCCGAGGAUAUCGACCCUGAGAAUGACGAGGAGGGGGACGAGGAGGGGGGCAAACGCAAUCCAAGCGUGCCUGCCAGCGAGACAGAGUCUGUGAACACUGACAACCCCAAUGGAGAAGACGAUAAGGCUAACUGCUGUGGACCACACUGUCAAAAAAUUACUAAAUCAAAGUACAGUCGGCGAUGGCGUCACUGGAACCGGUUCUGCCGCAGGAAGUGUCGUGCUGCUGUGAAGUCAGUGUCUUUCUAUUGGCUAGUGAUCAUCCUGGUAUUUCUGAACACGCUCACCAUCUCGUCAGAGCACUACAACCAGCCUGACUGGCUCACGGAAGUACAGGAUGUGGCCAACAAGGUUCUGCUGGCUUUGUUCACGUGUGAGAUGCUGGUGAAGAUGUACAGUCUGGGCCUGCAGGCCUACUUCGUGUCCCUGUUCAACCGCUUCGACUGCUUCGUGGUGUGUGGUGGCAUCGUGGAGACCAUCCUGGUGGAGCUGGCCGUCAUGUCUCCUCUGGGCAUCUCUGUGUUCCGUUGUGUCCGCCUGCUACGCAUCUUCAAGGUCACACGCCACUGGGCAUCUCUCAGUAACCUGGUGGCGUCGCUGCUCAACUCCAUGAAGUCCAUCGCUUCCCUGCUGCUUCUGCUCUUCCUCUUCAUCAUCAUCUUCUCCCUGUUGGGCAUGCAGCUCUUCGGAGGCAAGUUCAACUUCGACGAGACGAUAACCAAGAGGAGCACCUUCGAUAACUUCCCCCAGGCACUACUCACAGUGUUUCAGAUCCUGACAGGCGAGGAUUGGAACGCUGUGAUGUAUGAUGGCAUCAUGGCGUACGGUGGACCCUUCUCAUCGGGCAUGGUCGUCAGCAUCUACUUCAUCAUACUCUUCGUCUGCGGAAACUACAUCCUGCUGAACGUCUUCUUGGCCAUCGCCGUUGACAACCUGGCAGACGCAGAGAGCCUGAACACAGCGCAGAAGGAGGAAGAGGAGGAGAAGGAGAGGAAGAAGAGUUCCAGAAGUGACACAGACAAGACAGAGGAUCUGAAACCUGAAGGCCAGGAUGGAGAGAUCAAGCUUCCAUUGGAGGAGGAAGUGGAAGAGGAGAAGGAGCCGUAUCCCACUCCAGAUACUCCAGUUGGUGACGAUGACGACGACGACGAUGAGCUCCCGGAGGUUCCGAUUGGGCCACGUCCUCAGAGGCUGUCGGACCUCAGCGUCAAGGAGAAGACUCCGCCCAUCCCUGAGGGCAGCGCUUUCUUCAUCUUCAGCAACACUAACCUGGUCCGGGUAGCCUGCCACAAGCUGACCAACCACCACAUCUUCACCAACCUCAUCCUGGUCUUCAUCAUGCUGAGCUCUGUGUCUCUGGCUGCUGAGGACCCCAUACGCAACUUCUCCGCACGCAACAUCAUCCUAGGCUAUGCAGAUUAUGUCUUCACUAGUAUGUUUACCUUUGAGAUCCUGUUGAAGAUGACAGCAUUUGGGGCUUUCCUCCAUAAAGGAGCCUUCUGCAGGAACUACUUCAACCUGCUGGACCUACUGGUGGUGGGAGUCUCUCUGGUGUCCUUCGGCAUUCAGUCAUCCGCCAUCUCUGUGGUGAAGAUCCUGCGUGUGCUGAGGGUGCUGCGGCCCCUGAGGGCCAUCAACAGAGCCAAGGGCCUCAAGCAUGUGGUCCAGUGUGUAUUUGUGGCCAUCAGGACCAUUGGUAAUAUCAUGAUCGUCACCACGCUGCUACAGUUCAUGUUCGCCUGCAUAGGAGUGCAGCUCUUCAAGGGCAAGUUCUAUCGCUGCACAGACGAGGCCAAGUCCAGCCCGGAUGAAUGCAAAGGCACAUACAUUCUGUAUAAGGAUGGCGACACAGUGUUGCCCGCGGUCAGGGAGAGGAUCUGGUACAACAGUGACUUCAACUUUGACAACGUCCUCAUGGCUAUGAUGGCUCUGUUCACCGUCUCUACAUUUGAAGGCUGGCCUGCUCUGCUGUACAAGGCCAUCGACUCCAACAGAGAGAAUAUGGGUCCCAUCUACAACUACCGCGUGGAGAUCUCCAUCUUCUUCAUCAUCUACAUCAUCAUCAUUGCCUUCUUCAUGAUGAACAUCUUUGUCGGUUUCGUCAUCGUCACCUUCCAGGAGCAGGGAGAGAAAGAGUACAAGAACUGUGAGCUGGACAAAAACCAGCGUCAGUGUGUAGAGUAUGCUCUGAAGGCUCGUCCACUGCGGAGGUACAUCCCUAAGAACCCCUACCAGUAUAAGUUCUGGUAUGUGGUUAACUCCACUGGCUUUGAGUACGUCAUGUUCGUUCUCAUCAUCCUCAACACACUGUGUUUGGCGAUCCAGCACUAUGGCCAGUCCCACCUGUUCAACUACGCCAUGGACGUCCUCAACAUGGUCUUCACUGGCGUCUUCACCGUAGAGAUGAUCCUCAAACUGAUUGCCUUCAGACCCAGGGGGUAUUUUGGAGACGCCUGGAACGUCUUCGAUGCCCUGGUGGUGAUCGGCAGCGUAGUCGACAUCAUUCUCAGUCAGGUAGAUAACACAGAGGACAGCGCUCGCAUCUCCAUCACAUUCUUCCGCUUGUUCCGAGUCAUGCGGUUGGUCAAGCUGCUCAGCAGAGGGGAGGGCAUCCGAACGCUCCUGUGGACCUUCAUCAAGUCCUUCCAGGCUCUUCCCUAUGUUGCCCUCCUGAUAGCCAUGCUAUUCUUCAUCUACGCUGUUAUCGGCAUGCAGGUGUUUGGAAAGAUCGCCAUGGUCGACGGCACACAGAUAAACCACAACAACAACUUCCAGACCUUUCCUCAAGCUGUCCUGAUGCUCUUCAGGUGUGCUACAGGCGAGGUGUGGCAGGAGAUCAUGCUGGCAUGUCUGCCAGGGAAGCUGUGUGACUCCGAGUCAGACUACAACCCUGGAGAGGAGAGAACCUGUGGAAGCGGAUUCGCCAUCAUCUACUUCAUCAGCUUCUACAUGCUCUGCGCCUUCCUGAUCAUCAACCUGUUCGUGGCUGUCAUCAUGGAUAACUUUGACUAUCUGACGCGGGAUUGGUCCAUUCUGGGUCCUCACCACCUGGAUGAGUUUAAAAGGAUCUGGUCUGAGUACGACCCUGAGGCUAAGGGCAGGAUAAAGCAUCUGGAUGUGGUGACCUUGCUGAGACGCAUCCAGCCUCCUCUCGGCUUCGGCAAGCUGUGUCCACACAGAGUGGCCUGCAAGAGAUUGGUUGCCAUGAACAUGCCCCUGAACAGUGAUGGCACGGUCAUGUUUAACGCCACCCUGUUUGCCUUGGUGAGGACCGCUCUGAAGAUCAAGACCGAAGGCAACCUGGAGCAGGCCAAUGAGGAGUUGCGAGCGGUCAUCAAGAAGAUCUGGAAGAGGACCAGCAUGAAGCUGCUGGACCAAGUGGUGCCCCCUGCUGGCGAUGAUGAGGUAACCGUGGGGAAGUUCUAUGCUACCUUCCUGAUACAGGACUACUUCAGGAAAUUCAAGAAACGCAAAGAGCAAGGCCUGGUGGGAAGAAACUCAUUCACCAGCCUGAACUCCACCAUCGCCCUCCAGGCCGGUCUCCGCACACUGCAUGAUAUUGGGCCUGAAAUCCGCCGAGUCAUAUCAUGUGACCUGCAAGACGAGGGCCUUGUCGACAUUAACGCAGAAGGCGGCGAGGAGAUGUACAGGAGGAACGGCAUGAUCUUCUCCAACCACACCAAUCACGUUAACGGGGACCACCGGGGUUCCGCCCACCAGACAAACGUCACUCAGCGGCCCCUCCAGGUCCCUCCGCCUUCCUGCCACGCCUCCGUGGAGCCCUCCCAGGUCGGCUCUGAGGAGAGGGCAGGCGAACCCCACUGGUACAACUACUACUACCCCAAAUCCCCCAUAUCCUCAAACGCCAACCUUAACAAUGCCAACGUGCACCCUGUGCCCUCCCUGACAAACGGGGGGCAGCGCCGCUGUCUUCGCCGUGAGCACCCGUCCGCCAAUGGGGCACCCUCUUCCAGCUCGCACCGCAAGAUUGUUGACUUCGACACCCACACCACGGUCCAAUCUGCAAGGUCAGAUUCAGGGGGUGUUCGCUACCCUACCGUUCGUAGAGAGGAGCCAGGGAGGGCAGACAGCGAUGAAGACAGGGGCUCUGGGGAAUACUUCAGCGGGGAAGAGUACCAGGAGGAUGAUAUCAUGUUGCACAAAGACAGGAUGUCCCGUAAGGAGUGUCAAGACCAUCAACCGGACAGUCUCUGUGAUGACCACCAGCAACCCAUUUACCAGGAUGGUGGGCGGUCGCCGAAGCGAUGGUUUCUCCCCUCUACACCCCAGGCCCUCCACAGACCCUCAUUCAACUUUCAUUGUCUGCGGAAACAAAGCAGUCAAGGCGAUGACACCCCCUUGACCCCUUCCGUUCCUCUUCGAACAGCUCUACCCCUGCAUCUGCUGCAGCAGCAGGUGAUGGCGGUGGCUGGCCUGGACUCCAGCAGAGUCCAGCGUCUCUCUCCGUCACGCUCUCUACGCUCCUGGGCCACACCCCCCGUCUCCCCCAGCAGCAGGGACCACUCCCAUUACUACACACCCCUCAUCCAGGUGGACUGGCGUGGGCUGAGCAGUGUGAGUAGCACCCCUGGCUCUGUGAGAAGGAGCACCUGGUACACUGACGUCCAAGAAGCUCCCCUAAGCCGUACUUACUCCCCCUUACAGCUCCAGAUCCCACCAGAAUAUCGCAGGCAGUACCACCAGAACAGAGGCAGUGCUAACAGCCUAGUGGAGGCUGUGUUGAUUUCAGAAGGACUGGGGAAAUACGCCAAGGACCCCAAGUUUGUGUCGGCGACCAAGCACGAGAUCGCGGACGCCUGCGAGAUGACCAUCGACGAGAUGGAGAGUGCCGCCAGCAACCUGCUGAACGGCAGUAUGGGUAAUGGGGCUGGGGCAACGGACACAGUGACUGGCACGAGCCUCAUGGACCGCAAUCUCGAGGACUACAGCGAUGAGGAGCCGGACACGUGCGGGAAAUACGAGGAGGAUCUGACUGAUGAGAUGAUAUGCAUCAGCACCCUAUAGCAGUCACUCACACUAGACACAGGCUGCGUCUGACAUGGCACCCUAUUCCCUAUAGUGUGCUUCUAGUGCACUAUAUAGGGAGCAAUGUGCUUUUUGGAUGCAGCCAACAACCAUACAAACAAACAAACAAACAAGCAAACGAGAACAAAGUGCCUUUCUUUCUGUGGAAUGAAUGGAUGGAUGAAAACACUGCCAGCUGGAGGAGUGGAGGGAUGGAGUGGCAUGCCAAAGAUCCAACUUCAGAGGAGUCCCGCCCCUUCCUCUCCGUCUGUUUUGCAGCACCCAAUGAAACAGAGAGUGAAAUAUGAGGGGGUUGUCCCAAAGGGGAUGCAGUGAUGUUGGGUUUCCUCCUCAACGACUUCAUACAGAAAUCACAUAUCAGUGAAAUGAAGUUCCAGUCCUCAGCCAUAUCCCCCUCCUGCCUCCCGUUCGCACAAAGACACCAAGAGUAGUCAAUCAUAGAUGGAGAGUAGCGGCCAUUUUACAGACCGCAUUUUGAAACUGUGAACAACCAACAUGAGAAAACGGUGUAUUCCAAUAUCACACUCACUCCUGCCCAACCAAUCACUCUUCAGGGAUGACUUAGCAGCCAUAAUAUUUUAAUGAAAGGACAAUCUAUUAAAUUGUAGGUGUAUUUUAAACCCUCUAAGAAAAAUAUAUUAUUUGAAAGAGAUGCUUUAUAUGUAGUUAUUUAUGGAUUGUUACAGGUAUAACAUAUUCCCCAUGCCUAUGAAAUAGAUAAGUAAUUGUUUUAUUUGGAAUGAAUAUGAAAUUAUAUUUUAUUAUGUUUAGUCUUUUUUUCUCACUACUUUUAAGGGGAAUCAUGUUGAUUUAGUCAUGUUGAUAUGUCAAAGAGGUAAUUUAUCUCAAGUGCGCGUAGUUUGUUUCUACAGAAGUAGGGUUUGCCAUUUACCAGCUUAGCUCACUGCCAACAGAAAAUAACUAGUAACGCCAGGUUAGUGGGUUUGAUUCCCAGGAUCACCCAUAUGUAAAAUGUAUGCACGCAAUGACUAAGACGCUUUGGAUAAAAGCGGCUUCUGAAGGGCAUACAUAAGGACAACUCGGUACUAUCAUGGAAAUGUGUUUCUGUCCUCACAACCUAUAAAUGUGCAACAAAAGUGCUCUUUCAAAAAAAAAAAAAAGGGGAAAGAUGCUUUAAAAAGACACAGCUAUUGCCAAUAAAGCUGUACGAUUCUAAUGUGUUUUUCCCAAACGUGUCAACAUAAACACCGGGUCACGUCAGGGAUCUUUGUGAAAUGGCGUCCCGAAAUGUAAAUUCCUUGCCAAUGGAAUAUUGUUUUCAACUACCAGCUUUCUCUCGACACAGAACGCUCUCAGUUCAACACAUGAAUGGUGGAGGGCAAUUUAAGAUGGCCGCCAAUAGUGAUGGCCACUGUGGGUGUUUUGACUAAUGGGGUUUAAAUCCUGACAUAGUGGUAACAACACCCACUGCAUUAGAGGUUAUAUCACUGGUUCAAGUAUAUUUCAAAUGUAAUUAAGAUGGUGAGACUGUACAUUUCCCUGUAUGUCGUUACUGAGACCUUUGAAUCAGUGACCUGCCAAGUGAUACGUGACGGUAUAUUUCACUAAAUUAAAACCCAUCUUUAUUUAUACUGUAUGACAAAUGAUUGAAGAAAAAAAGACAACCUUGAAACAAAGGUUUGUUGUGCAAUUCACAGCUUUAUUUUUUCAGACGACUUCUGUUUUAAAGAUGCAUUGAAAUGUUGAUGGUAAUGUUAAACCCUGUACAGAAUGUGUAAAUGAAGGUUAAAAUGAUUCACUGUACUUGAGGAUUUCUAUCCGCUAACAUUACAGCUAAUUCCACUUAGUAGCAAAUUAGUUUUACCUAAAAAUGUAGUUUAACAUUUAUUUUGUUUUAUUUUUUAACAUUCACGUUAGUCUCUGAAUAUUUGCCUGGAAAUACAAUGGACUGCUGAGGAUUUUGUAGUGUUCACAACUGAAUAAAGUCCACGGCACUGAAUGCCUCCAGAGGA